This is a messenger RNA of Ostrea edulis (European flat oyster), 4125 nucleotides long. Its product is annotated as beta-galactosidase-1-like protein 2. Bases 233 to 2308 code for a protein of 691 amino acids. Gene Ontology annotation, molecular function: beta-galactosidase activity. The record is from RefSeq and is a predicted model, not a curated record. Gene Ontology annotation, cellular component: vacuole. The transcript is spliced from 18 exons. Gene Ontology annotation, biological process: carbohydrate metabolic process. NCBI's taxonomy places the organism in Eukaryota, Metazoa, Mollusca, Bivalvia, Ostreida, Ostreidae.
UAGGUUUUACGUUUAGUGAUUGAAACGGUAUUCCGGUGAAAUGAAAUGCAUGUAUGAAAACUUUUGCGCAUGAUAAUAUUAUUGACAACUAACUCGGUUGACUGGCUUGGAGUUGGACUGACACUUGCAUCUGCAGAGUUCUCUGUAAUUGAAUUCUGGAGAAUUUGCUCACUGAUCCAGCUGUCUUGCUUCUUCUCCGCUCCUAUAGAGACACAGCAUGAGAAUCAAUUGAAUGAAUGAAGAAAUGAAACCAGUUCAGAUUAAAGUGAAACAUGUUGUGCGAGUAGUGAUCAUUUUAAUCAUUGCUGCUAUCAUCGUUUUGUAUGGAGUACCAUUAUUUCAUCGUACAAAAUUUAGACCUGUGCCAAAACAUGAGAUGGAAGCAAUAUACAAGAACAUUAAGGAGGCAGACAGAAAGGUUUAUCAGAGUGAGGGUAGUCUAAGGUUCAAGAAGAGGAAGUUCUAUCUGGAUGGGAAACCUCUGCGGAUUUUCAGUGGGGCAUUUCAUUACUUCAGGGUUCUGCCCCAAUACUGGAACGAGACCUUUCUGAAAAUGAAAGCUAGUGGGUUAAACACUGUAGAAACGUAUGUCGCAUGGAACAUUCAUGAGGAAAUUAGAGGUCAAUAUAAUUUCAAGGGAAAUAACGGAUUACUUGAUGUGAGGGAGUUCAUUCAGACGGCGAAGGCUCACGGAUUUUAUGUGAUACUACGUCCAGGCCCCUACAUUUGUGCAGAGUGGGAAUUUGGUGGUCUUCCUGGCUGGCUGUUGAAAGAUGGCGACAUGAAAGUACGCUCAAAUUAUAAAGGCUAUGUUGAUGCAGUGGACAGAUAUUUCUCAAAACUUUUUCCGUAUAUCAAAGACCUUCAGUACUCCAAAGGAGGGCCUAUUAUUGCUUUCCAAAUUGAGAAUGAGUAUGCGUCCUAUAGUACAGAAGUGGAACACUUAAAGACGUUAAAGAAGAUGAUGAAGCAAUAUGGCGUGGUGGAGAUGUUCUUUACGUCUGAAGGAGGAGGGCUGUGGAAUUGGAUGAAGGGGUUACACCCCAUUGUUUAUGAGGCCUUGCCCACAGUGAAUUUUAAGGACCUGGAGGAAGGCGGGCAGGAGCUGGUAGACUUUGUCCUCGGACUCAGUGAUGAGUUCCCGCUGUUCAUCAUGGAAUACUGGACUGGUUGGUUUGAAGAAUGGGGGAAUAAACACAGUUCUGAUAUGCCUACACCAAAAAUGAUCGAGAUUGUAACAAAAUUGCUGGAUAAAGGCGCCUCGAUUAACUUCUUCAUGUUCCGAGGUGGAACAAACUUUGGUUUUAUGAACGGAGCUAAACAUUAUCGGAAUGGUGAUUAUAAACCUGUGGUUACUAGUUAUGAUUACAUGUCGCCAUUAUCGGAGGCGGGAGAUGUGACAGAGAAGUACCACGUUAUCCGGGAUCUGUUACUGAAGUACCAGGAAGAUGUCCAUCAUUUCCACGGUGCGACGCUGAAGGAAGUCCCACCCAAUACUGAGAAAGCAGCCUACGGGACUGUUCCCAUUCAAUCCUAUCUGUCAUUUGAGGACAUGGUGACCGAGGUUACAGAUAAAAUACAAUCGGAGGACAUCCUCUCCAUGGAACACCUGCCAUUACAACAUGGGAGUGGUCAGAACUACGGCUAUAUUCUGUACAGGAAGGUCCUGCCCAAAAUUAAAAAAAUCACCAUAAAAGGAUUGAUGCAUGAUCGCGCACAGGUGUUUUGGAAUGGGAAAGAAGUAGCUACCUUCGACUGGACUGAGACAUGGUAUGAACUUCACAUGGAUAUGGUUGGGCUGGUUAGAAUGGACAAGGUACAUAAUACUUUGGACAUACUGGUGGAAAAUCUGGGAAGACUUAAUUCUGGAGGAACUGACCUCUACAAUCAGGAAUACAAAGGUAUUUUUGGAGAAUUGUUUGUUGAUGGUUUCAAUGAAUCAGUAAAAAACUGGGAGAUUUAUCCUCUGGAUUUCAGACCCCAGUAUCUGAACAAGAUAUGGAUCAACGAUAAGUACAAAGCCAUGCCGAACAGAGAUGUAUCUCCAGCAAUCUUCUCUGCUGAAUUUCACAUCGAGGGCAAAAUAAAGGACACCUUUCUGUCAAUGGAGGGCUGGACAAAAGGUGUAGUAUUCAUCAACAGUUUUAACCUGGGUCGGUACUGGAAGCAAGGACCACAGCGUACAUUGUAUGUUCCUGGGAGUAUUCUAAAAAACAAGAAAAUUAACACUAUAAGAAUAUUUGAGCAAAAGAAAGCAGGAAAAGAAGUAAUUUUCUUGGCGAAGCCAAAUCUGGGCGACCAUCAAUGAUGACUGGGGGAAAAAAUUUAUUCAAAGACUGAUGUUUACGUUUCCAAUAUUUGCCCUUAUUAUUUUACCGUACUUUCAAAACUAUGGUUUCAAUUCUCUAUGAAAAACAUUAUGCCAUGUGACCUGAUUUAAUUGUGACAUCAUAAUUUUUCGAUAUAUGUGACAUCAUAAUCUAAUGAUGUGAUUCAACCUUAAUUUAGCAUGUUUGAAACAUGAGGUAUCAUUCAUGAACGUGCUUUGUGAUGUCAUUUCUACAACUGCAUUGGGGAUGUGAAAUGUAGAUAACUGUGAUAAAACUUUUCAUUAUAAUAACAUUUUUCAGGCAUUGCAGAGUUUGAUCACGUGAUCAGCUGACUUUCACUUUUCAAUGAUAUUGUUUAAGAAAUGAAAUCUUUUUUCUUAAAUAUACAUAUAUGUAUGUGUUUGUUGAUAAUGUUGAACAACUUUAUGUCAAUGUCGGUAGUCCGUUCUGACCUCACAAAUCAGGUUUCAGAUAAAAACAUACUUGUAAUGAUGUUUAAAACUACGCAAUAUACGUGUGUGGGGACUUUAUACGAUGAACAACAUUUACUUUAUCAAUGACACUGCAAGAAAGUACGUAUAUUUAUUUUACUUGAACAGGUUGAUCCAGAAACACGCAGGGCUUGUAUGUAUACCUCAAUGUGAAUUUCAUUUUAAGAUGUAAUGCAUAGAUUGAUGUUUUGAGAAAAAAAUCUGGUAUUCAGGUGCUAUUUCGGCAAGUCAGUUCUCUGUCCAACCAAAGGUGGCUUAAGCGCAGUUUGUGUACUGUUUGAGAAAUCUUGGGGAAUAGCUUGAUUUUUUAAAAAUAUUUAACUGUAGGAGGCAGAAAUGUUUUGUACAUGUUUUAAUAUUCUUAUUUUGAUAGACAUUAAGUUGUUUUCCAAUCUGUGAUAGUAAAGUAUAUGUUUACUAAAGAUCAUGUCAUUGCCCAGGUUCAGUUUGCCCUUAAUGUUGAUACUUAAAAAUUAAAAGAAGUUCAGAUAUACAUGUAUAUAAUACCUCUGUCUUUGACCAUUUGUCAUACUUCAUUACACCAUGGAUGUAUACACUAAAUGUAUCUUGCUUUCAGGUUGUGGGGAUGUUUACAGUUCUUGAUAUAAGUCAGCUUAGCUGAGUAUAUGUAGAUCUUAGGCGUUGUACAUUCCAUCAUUAUAUUUUUCCAAAUUUGAUAUCAAUAUUUUUCUACUAUUUUGUUUUCUGUUAUUUAUAAAGUUUUAUACAGAUGUAUGUCAGUAUGUAAUUAGACAUUUCAGUGUCUGGAAUAAUUACAGUAUUUAUUAAUAGUUCUGUUGUGUUGUAGAUCUCGGUGCAUAGUUCUGUAUUUUGUGUUUUUGGAUCUGCCAUUUAUCUGUAAUGUCAUAUCACAGGUUCUGCUGACACUUUCUGCAUUGUUAAUAAAUUUGAAUGAUUGCUGAUGAAAAUUCCAAACAAUGUCUUGCAUGUGUACAAAAUAUUUGUCAUUGAAAUCAGCAAAGGUUUGCUAAAUAUGUCUACAAUACAUGUAAACCUAUGUAUCUACAAGUACAUUAGGAAACGUGUUAUGCUGUUAAACGCUCUUAAUGUUAUGCUGUUUUAAUAUGAUUUUAUGGUUUAUAUGCUUUGUUCAUAUGCAAUGUUCUUUACAAGCCAUUUACAAACUCUGUGUUAAGGAUGAGUGGAUUUAGAUGUACUGCCAUUGCCGUUUGCAAAACUCAAAUAUGAGUAAUGUUUUGAAUAAUUUGUCAACUCGGUUUAGCUUCAAAAGCUGUCAAUUUUUAGUGUAUGAGAUUAAUAAAAUCGUAUCUUCUAAAAACAAA